GACAAACAGCCGUACGAAGCAGUAAGUCACACACCGGUGCAUGUGUGUGUGAUCUGCUUUGAUGUGCAAACUCGUGGCACCGGGUGUUAAGAUGAUUGAGUGUGGAGAGAGAGGGAGCCGAGCACUCAGUCCCACCAGCUUCACUCCUCCUCUGCCAGCACACAUCUGCUGCUGAGGAGAUGGGACACUGAACCCGAGAAGAGCACUUUGAGCUUUGGAGAUCAGUCCUCGCAGCAUGGCCGACUGGACCAGAGCACUGUGAGGAAGAAGUCACAAAGGAAAAGCUCCAACUGGAGAUAUAUUUACCUUCUCCUGAGGCUGAGCGUUCUCUUAAAUCUGGGGUGAUGUCCCAGCGCUGGUGCAGGCAGGUCCUGCUCGGUGUGGAGCUGCUGGUGGCGGUUCUGGCCGCCGGCGCUGCUGCACAGUUUACUGAGAGGAGGCAGGCUGGCUCGUCCUGCUACGGAGGAUUUGACCUCUACUUUGUUUUGGACAAGUCUGGCAGUGUGCAGCAUUACUGGAAUGAGAUCUACUACUUUGUUGACCAUCUGGCUCACAAGUUCAUCAGCCCUCAGCUGCGGAUGUCUUUUAUCGUGUUCUCGACAGAAGGACGGACUCUCAUGGCGCUAACAGAAGACAGAGAGCAGAUUCGAGCCGGGCUGGAGGAGCUGAGCAUGGUGCAGCCGGGCGGAGACACCUUCAUGCACAGAGGAUUUCAAAGAGCCAGCGAGCAAAUAUAUUACGGGACUGGAGAUGGCUACCGGACAGCCAGUGUCAUCAUUGCCCUGACAGACGGUGAACUGAGAGAAAAUCAGUUUGACCUGGCACAAAGAGAGGCCAGCAGAGCACGCCAGUUGGGUGCCACUGUAUACUGUGUGGGGGUGAAAGACUUCAAUGAAACCCAGUUGUCAACAAUAGCUGACAGUAAGGACCACGUCUUCCCUGUGAACGAUGGAUUUCAAGCACUGCAAGGGGUCAUCGACUCGAUCCUGAAGAGAUCAUGCAUUGAGAUCUUGGCUGUGGAACCCUCCAGCAUCUGUGAAGGAGAGUCCUUCCAGGUGGUUGUCAAGGGAAACGGUUUCCUUCAUGCUCGGGAUGUGCAGAAAGUUCUCUGCAGCUUCCGCAUCAAUGACACAACGACUUUGAUGAAGAGGCCUUUGGUGGUGAGAGACACCUAUCUUUUAUGUCCAGCUCCAGUCCUGGAAAAAGAGGGAAUGUCUGCCACUCUCUACGUCAGCAUGAAUAACGGCCUCAGCUUCAUAUCGAGCUCCGUCACAAUCACUGCAGUUCCCUGUUCUGAUGGGACGUUUGUGGCCAUAGCUCUGCUCAUCCUGCUGCUGCUGCUGACCAUUGCCCUGCUGUGGUGGUUCUGGCCUCUCUGCUGCACAGUGGUCAUUCAUGAGCCGCCUCCUCCAGUAAUAGAAGACAUCUCCGAUGAUGAGGAUGGCUUUCCAAAGAAGAGGUGGCCCACAGUAGAUGCAUCGUAUUAUGGAGGCCGUGGAGUCGGAGGCAUUAAGAGAAUGGAGGUCCGCUGGGGGGACAAAGGCUCAACUGAAGAAGGAGCCAAACUGGAAAAAGCGAAAAACGCUCGAGUUGUGAUGCCUGCAGAGGAGUACGAUCCUCCUCCACGGCUUCACUACCACAUGCACAAGUCAAUGCGUCCCCAGAAGUGGUACACUCCCAUCAAGGGUAAACUGGAUGCUCUGUGGGUGUUUCUGAGGAAAGGCUACGACAGAGUCUCUGUGAUGCGACCUUAUCCUGGAGACAAGGGCAGGUGCAUCAACUUCACCCGGAGUAAAUCCUACCCGGCUCCCCGCUACCCCAUCUACAACCACCCCUCCACACCCGUCUACACGUUGCCCCACAGUUACCAGCGUCGUCCGUCAGAGGGCGACCAGACCUUCCACUUGCCCCCGUCGCCAACCUCCACCCUCCCACCCCUGCCGUCCACUCCCCCUCCGUCCUCCAGUAGCUCGUCCACGUACACGCCGCCUCCCACCAGAGCCCUGCCUCCGGCCAGCGUUAGCCCCGUGUCUGUGCCUCCGUCACCAACCGGCUCCCUGCCGCCUCCACCUCAAGGCCCACCUCCCUGCAGAGCACCUCCUCCGUCACGGCCUCCUCCACGCCCCAAUCACGAGAACCACUGAUGGCUAAGCUGAUGAGGAGCAGGAGCCAAGCUCAGAAUGGAAACCUGAAAAGACCUUUUCACUGUGGCUGUGCUUAAUCCCAUCCAAGCAGAAAGAGAACUACAGCGGCGCUAUAAUUUUGCCUUUUGAGGCUGCAUGUGGAGAUUCGACACCUGCUCAUGGCUGGAGCAUGAUGCACCAUGAACUGUGACUUUUAAGAAAGUCUAGAGAGUGAAUAUUUAGUCGAAAUAAGCAGCUUUGGCUAUUGGAGUGAAGCAUUUAUUCAGUUUUUAAGAACAUUUCCCUGAUUAAAAAUUUGGUCAGACUUUGCAACGUAAACUUCAACAUCAGCCUUUGUCUGAUGUGGAUUUUUAAUUAUUUUAUACAAAACAAAAAUCACAAUUUUUAAACAGCAGGAACUCCAGCAGCUCAGCGACUUCUUCAUGUGUUUUAUACAUGCAAGUCUGUUCAGCAGCUGCUCAUCCUGCAAAAUGUAUAUAUUUUGUAAAUGAAUGUCUUUUUAACAAUCAACAAAACAUGCAUGCACGCACAUUGUAGUUGAUGGACGAUGACACUUUUGAUGUUAUGAUUUUUUUCUUGGCUACUGUUAGAUAGACUUUUUAACAUUUCAGCAGAGUCUGGCUCAGCGUCUCCCCUGCUUUAACCCUCCUGUUGUCCUCAUUUACAGGCACCAAAAAUAUUGUUUCCUUGUCUGAAAAAAAUCCCAAAAAUUCAGCAAAAAAAUUCCCCAAAUUUCUGAAAAUUUGCAAAAACCUUCAGGAAGAAAAUUCCAAUAAUUACUUAAAAAUUUCCCUUAAAAGUUUUAUUUUAAAAAGAAUCCCCCAAAUUUGGCAAGAAAAUUCUUGUAAAUAUUUUCAAAAAAAUGAGUAAAAUCUUCAAAAAAAAUCCUAAAAAUAUCCAAAGUGAUUACAUAUAUAUCAGUAAAACUUCUAAUAUU
Molecule: messenger RNA, 3081 nt
Organism: Acanthochromis polyacanthus (spiny chromis)
Lineage: Eukaryota; Metazoa; Chordata; Actinopteri; Pomacentridae
Gene: antxr1b
Product: ANTXR cell adhesion molecule 1b
Exons: 18
Coding region: 345-2144 (599 amino acids)
Cellular component (GO): membrane
Molecular function (GO): signaling receptor activity
Source: RefSeq, a predicted model, not a curated record